Medicago truncatula (barrel medic) is the source of this 614-nucleotide messenger RNA. RefSeq names its product two-component response regulator ORR23. The transcript is spliced from 5 exons. The record is from RefSeq and is a predicted model, not a curated record. Gene Ontology annotation, biological process: cytokinin-activated signaling pathway; phosphorelay signal transduction system. The coding region runs from base 1 to 594 and encodes 197 amino acids. Gene Ontology annotation, molecular function: DNA binding. Lineage: Eukaryota; Viridiplantae; Streptophyta; Magnoliopsida; Fabales; Fabaceae.
AUGAAUGAUGAGUUUCGAAUUGGAAUGCAUAUUCUUGCUGUUGAUGAUGACAGAACUUGUCUCAAGAUUUUGGGGAGACUUCUCGAAAGCUGUCAAUACCAUGUAACCACUGCUCCAAGUGCACGAAUGGCACUGAAUUUGUUGAGAGAAAACAAAAACAAAUAUGACUUAGUAAUGAGUAACGUUCAUAUGCCAGACAUGGAUGGAUUUAAGCUUCUUGAGCUUGUUGGACUUGAGAUGGACCUACCUGUCAUAAUGUUUUCUGAAAAUGAUGAUCCUAAGCUGGUGAUGAAAGCAAUUGAUGUUGGUGCUUGUGAUUAUCUGCUGAAACCUGUUCAACUGAAAGAGGUGAAGAUGAUUUGGCAACAUGUAAUCAGAAAGAAGAAAACUAGCAAAAGAAGCAAUGACGAUCCUCGGUUUAAAUGGUCCCGUGACUUACACCACAAGUUUGUUGUCGCGGUUAAUCAAUUUGGCGUUGAAAAGGCUAGACCAAAAAAGAUUCUUAACUUGAUGAAUAUUGAAAAUCUUACAAAGGAACAUGUGGCCAGCCAUCUCCAGGUAUUUUUCUUUAUCUCUUAUGCUUUAGAUUUUUAAGCUAUGAAGACAACUAUGAC